AUGUCUCGACAAUUGAUCUCUAGCGAGAAGUUUCCCACCAAACCACAUAACUGUCCCGCUGUGAAGGUGCCAGGACUUGUCUUUUGCGCUGGCCAAACUGCGACAGGAGAAAUCAAACAAGCUACCAGGACUGUACUUCAAAAUCUCAAAGAAGUACUCGAGCUUUCGGGCUCGUCAUUAGAUCGGGUAGUAAAGUACAAUGUUUACCUAGCGGACAUGAAGGACUUCGCUGCGAUGAAUGAGGCAUACAUAGACUUUCUACCACAGCCCAUGCCUUCGCGAUCAUGCCUUCAAGCGGUGGCACCUGGCAAUGGCACGGUUAUUGAGAUUGAAUGCAUUGCGCAAGCAUAG
Molecule: messenger RNA, 351 nt
Organism: Zasmidium cellare ATCC 36951
Lineage: Eukaryota; Fungi; Ascomycota; Dothideomycetes; Mycosphaerellales; Mycosphaerellaceae
Exons: 3
Coding region: 1-351 (116 amino acids)
Cellular component (GO): cytosol; mitochondrion
Molecular function (GO): deaminase activity
Source: RefSeq, a predicted model, not a curated record